This is a messenger RNA of Vitrella brassicaformis, 2042 nucleotides long. Lineage: Eukaryota; Vitrellaceae. The record is from the annotation of a GenBank genome assembly.
GUCCUGAAUGGUGGUGGUUGGGUGGAUGUGUUGGUAUCCCUGACGGGUGGUGCCCACUCACUUCGAAGGCAGCUUGUACUCUAACAAACGGACAGACAGACAGACAGACAGACAGCACAGAUCAUUAUGGUGAUAGAUGGCAGGACGGUGUGGGGAUGCCGACAUUGUAUGCCUACCUUCGCUGCCUGGGAAGUAGACGAUUCUCUUUGUGCCUCCACUUUCGUAGCUAAUGGCCAGGGGUCCCUCAGCCUCAAGCGAAAGGGAUUCCCGCUUUAACGUAAUUCCAACGUGAUAGAGGGAUUGAACCACGGUACCGGAAAAGUUCUGCAGAACCCACACAAACACACACAGACGCGCAGCCAGACACAUCACAGAGGGACGGACAGACAGACAGACAGACAGACAGAGGGAUCCCCUUUGCUGUAGGUCGGUGCAUAUGUAUCGUCGGUGUACUGACCGGUUUGGGAGUGAUGCAGAAACUCCUGCUUCUUGCCUUGCGCUCCAACUCUUCUAUAUAGUGUGCCUCGGGGAGUCCGUACACCUUGCCCUUGGCGCAGGAAUCAGCAAGAGAUGACCUCAUGCAGAUGCCCUGCACAGAUACACACACAUAUGCACAUACUGCACUGUCACUUGCCCACUCUCUCACUCGCUCACCUUGCCGGUGGUGGGAUGUUCUCCCCAACCUUCCAUCGGUUCGCCGUCCCAGGCGACGAAAAAAAGAGUGUAGACCACACACAUGUCGCCCUUGGCGCACGGCAUGGGGUCGUAAUCCUUUGACGAGUACUUGUAGCCGUCCAUCGUCCAGUAUUCCUUGCCAGCAGCAGCAUCGACACCGAUGCGAUGCGCGUCAAACGUCACAUUGCAUAUUUCCCGGUCGGCUGCGUACACACAUAUAUAUGCGAUGCAUGGCGCCACACAUCCAUUUCAUACGUGUGUGUGUAAUGCACCUGUAUUGGUGGACGUGGCGAGAUCCUCCUGUGUGCGGCUCGAACGGGAGUACGACGUGUAGCGCCCACCGCUGCGGCCAGGCUACACAUAAACACACACACACACACACAGAGAGAGAGAGAGAGAGAUGCAGAUGAAGACACAACGAAAGCUGUGCAGCGGGUCUGGUCACGCGUACGUGUUGCGAGUCAGUGAUGGUGGCGGCACCGCGAGGCUGAUCGUAUGCGGCUCCGUCAGCUGCAGCCACCCGUCAAUCCAUUCGGGCAAACAAAGGCAGACACAUGAUGGUGCAUUCCCAACAGCAGCUGCCUUCGUGUGUGUGUGUGUGUGUCUGUGUGUGUGUGUACCUGUUAGGCCACGGAUGCGGUCCUCUACGUUGUCGAUGGCGGCGAGGGCUGAGCCGCUCAGCUCGUUGGUGGCACUGGUGAGCUUGUUGGCCGAUUGCCUUGCCCAUCUGGAUCUGCUGCAGCAGCAUCGACCGCUCACCAGCACCCAACACAGCACCUGCACAGAGAGAGAGAGGGUGCCAUGUGUGCAGCAUGUGUGUGGGUGCAGGUGGACGCACCGUGUUUGUUGGCGGCCAUGGCGGUGUCCGUAGCGGCCUGGAUCUCCUCACCACGGCCGACAAACGACGCACCUGCACAUAGCGGACGGACAAGUCGAAGGAACGGCCACACACGUCCAUAGAUCUCACAGAUGGAGAGCUCCGCCCACCGUAUGCGUCGGUAUUGCAGUCCUUCCCCUCCUCGCAGUCGGGACCGUGGCUUCCCUCGCCCACCCACGCCUCUGCAGCCAUAGAUCAGCCAUCCAAAUGGACAAAAGAGCACCGAAAACACAAAGAAUGGGCAGAUCUGCCAUGGUGCAUGGUCGCUUCGGUGCGUGUGUGUCCCCCUGUGGCACACCUCGGUCGUCGGUGCGCUGGGCCGCCAGCAGCGGCUGCACAGUGGCGGCCAGGCCGACCACCAAGAUGAACCCGAGGCCGAAACGACGCAUCACGAUCAUCGCCAACGGCUCAGCAAACCUCGCAGACGAUGGGCUCACUGGCGGCUCAGAGAGGAGAACAAGAACUCGCAGCUCUCUCGCCCGGCCCUCGG